Molecule: messenger RNA, 1922 nt
Organism: Malaya genurostris
Lineage: Eukaryota; Metazoa; Arthropoda; Insecta; Diptera; Culicidae
Gene: ppk15
Product: sodium channel protein Nach
Exons: 4
Coding region: 361-1815 (484 amino acids)
Biological process (GO): sodium ion transmembrane transport
Cellular component (GO): membrane
Molecular function (GO): ligand-gated sodium channel activity
Source: RefSeq, a predicted model, not a curated record
CAAUAUACUCCUGUUAAUAACGUGCAGUAUGAACUAGCAUGCAAUUAUAAGUACAUACUAGCAACAACGUUCGUGCGUAGCUUUGUUUCAAUAGAACGCUAUGAAGUGGUGUAAACUGAAAUUCGAUAGCAAAAUGCCGGUACGUCAUGCUUUUUUUAGCGUUCGGAUAGGAUCUAUAAUGGAUGAAUAUUUGAUGAGCUUCACAUCAACAGUUUAUAAGUUGAUUACGGUGAAAAUUAAAAUUAAUUUCGUUAUCUGCCGUUUCAUCUUGUAGCAACAACCGCAUAUUAUGCAGCGAUGUAUUUCGUGACGAUGAAAAUAUUACUGUGACAUUACGCCUUAAAACAGUUUGCUGCAAGGAUGAAAUGGAGAAGUGUGUUUAAAGUGUGCUUGAGUAUUUUCGUGGAUUAUUGCAGUAAUUGUUCCUUAAUGGGAUUAGGUUAUAUAGCAAAUUCAAAGUACCACUACACAGAACGUUUGUUUUGGCUGGGAUGCGUACUGUUAUCCUGGACCGGAUCAUACUAUCUGAUCUCUAACUAUAUGGAAAACUUUCACAAAAAUACUGUCAGUAUGGUAAUCGAAAAUAUGCCGGCAAGAAGUGUGGUACACUUUCCAUCGGUUGGCAUCUGCGAAGUGGGUUACACUAAGGAAACUUAUCAAAAACUGGAAAACAUGGUGGAGCAACUGAAGACAGAUGAAGACAUGGAGUAUAACUACGACGUAGAAGAUUUCAUGCUGAGAAUCGUUUACCAUAAUCUGUACAACUACGGAUCGAUUAUGUCGUACUGUGUACCGUAUAAGAAUUGCGAUGGAUGCAUGAGAUGUCCGGAGGAAGGAUAUAACAUUUUUGCCGCCAAAGUGAGAGCCAACUGUCACGAGCUUUUCAAGGCAUGUACCUGGAAUGGACAGCAGUUCGAUUGUUGCAAGUAUUUUCAUUCAAUUCAAACCACGAUGGGAUCAUGUUACUUGUUAAACUCCAUACAGCUAGUUGAGAAGGGCGGACCACAAUGGUUCAAUAUGGAAGUCGGACGUUCAACGCACUCCUCUGGAGAGUUAUUGCUAAACUUCUCUAAGGCUAGUUCAGCCUAUAUUCUCAACGAAGAAGACAUACCCCACAUACUGUUGACCACGGCACAGUUCACUCAUAUUCCGGAAGGGUAUGCAGGCAAAGUAUUUUUCACAACGCAGAAUGUGGUGAAUGAUCCUUUGAUACAUAGCGUUGAUCAAGAAAUACGCCGCUGCAUUUUUCCCGAUGAAAACGCAAACACUAACUAUUCCAAAUAUAGUUACAGUGUUUGUGUCACGGAAUGUCUUAAAAUGGCUCAAAUUAAGGCGUGUAACUGCAGUCAUCACAAUAUGAUCAUCGAUGAAAACGACGAAAGUCCAAUAUGCGGCUACGACGGGCUAUUUUGCUUGGACCAAAAGGACCUUAUGUUUCCCCAAACAACAAUCAUGCAACCCUGGCGGACCAAUGGGCUGGUUUGCCAGUGUCUACCAUCUUGCAACGAGCAUGAAAUCAGAGUAAUUGGCAAGCAAUCAAAAACCGAAGAAGGUAAUGAUCGAUCGGUACUCUUUAAAUUGUUGGCACUGCCGACGCAGCGCUACCGAAGACAGAUCGUGCACGAGAACUUAGACAUCGUGGUAUCGGUUGGUGGAAUCCUGGGAUUUUUUAUGGGCGCUAGUGUUCUGAGUUUGGUUGAAUUUAUCUACUUUUUUACUAUUCGACUAUUUUCGACUAGCUACUUGAUUCAUUAUGACGAUGAUGACGAGGAUGAAGACGAAUAUGCCGAUGAUUACGAUUAUGAUGAAGAUUGAUUGGAAAGUUCUACUAAUUAUGAAUCACAUGCCGAACGAAAAGAAUUAAUAUACACUUUAGAUACCUUUUCUCCUUUUGCUUAGUGCUUUCGUUAGUAAUGUUUAUG